CAAGACUAUAUUGCAGAGGAUAACCAUAUUCCUAACCAGAUUUAAUCAAUUAAAGCUCCUUUGUUCAUAUUUCCUUUUCACUGCUGACUGCUAUCUCUGCAGUUAUAGUUAUUACCAUCUCUGCCUUUCUACCCUCGAGCCACAUUUCUUAGUGUACUUGGCUGCAAGACUUUGUAGAUCUUCUGUCUUUUGUUGUUAUUCGACUACUACCUUUUACCCCCCUAUGCUUUAACUUUACUGCUGUAGCUAUAAAUAAAGCAAAAAAGUACAGUUUUCAUUGACUCUAACCUCUAUGCUCUAUGCUCCAUUCACUCUCACCUCUUCCUUUUUCCUUAUAUUUUUUACUCCAUUCUUUAUUUCUUGAGUUUCUGUAUGUGUUUCAUCAAAGUCUAGAAUUAAGUAUAAAUUCUUGAUCUUGUUUUAUUUUUCUAGUAUUCUUCUUGUGUUAGUGAGAAAUAACUUGUUUACCAAGAUUGAGAUUAUGUUUCUUCAGCUUGUUCUUGCUGGGGUGUAUAUUGUUAUGUGCAAAGGUGAAGCAGAUGGUUCUAUAGCUCCAAUGGAGAAAUAUGAGAAAGAGGCAUUGUACUCUGCCAUUCAAGGUUUUGUUGGAAAUGAGUGGAAUGGUUCAUUUCUUUAUCCUGAUCCUUGUGGCUGGACAACAAUUGAGGGAGUAUCAUGUGAUUUCUCCAAUGGCUUUUGGUACGUAACGGAUUUAACUAUUGGAGACCUAUAUGACAAUUCACUUCGUUGCUCCCAAUCUGCAGAGUUCAGAGAACACUUGUUUGCGCUCACGCAUCUAAAAAGACUUUAUUUCUCGAAUUGCUUCAUCUCAGAUCAGCACGAAGAAUUUACAAUCCCCGUAUCAAAUUGGGAUAGUCUCGAGAACAGCCUUGAAUCAUUAGAAUUCCGGUCAAAUCCUGGUCUUACUGGGACAAUUCCCUCAAGUUUUGGCUACCUUAAGAAUCUUCGGUCAUUGGUGCUGCUGGAAAAUGGACUGAAAGGAGAAAUACCGGGAACUUUAGGCAACUUAACUAAACUGAAGCGCCUCGUUCUGGCAGGCAACAAUUUUGUUGGUCCAAUUCCGAGUAGUCUAGCAAGAUUGACAAGUCUUUUGAUACUUGACACCAGUAGGAAUUUUCUAUCUGGUGCAUUACCUGUGACUAUUGGUGAUUUAUCUUCGCUCAUAAAGCUCGACUUGAGCAACAAUCGGUUAAAUGGAAAGUUGCCUAGAGAAAUUGGAGAACUAAAGAGUCUAACACUGCUAGAUCUCAGCCACAACAAUUUCUCUGAGGGGUUGCCAGAGACAUUUCAAGAAAUGGAUUGCUUAGAAGAACUUGUGUUAUCUGACAAUCCGAUACGCGAUUAUGUUGCAAGAAUCCAAUGGCAGAACCUGAAAAGCCUGGAAAUAUUGGAUCUUUCAAACAUGAGAUUGAAAGGGAACAUACCAAAUUCCAUGACAGAAAUGAAGAAACUGAGAUUCCUCAGCCUCAGUAAUAACAUUCUUACAGGAAAUAUUCCAUCAAAAUUCGAGAAAACACCAACUAUUAAUGCUCUAUACUUGGAUGGUAAUGAUUUCACAGGGAAACUUGAAUUUUCACCAAGGUUUUAUACGAAACUAAGGAGUCGUUUUCGAGCUUCAGGUAAUAUGAAUCUCUGCUUGUCCAUGGAGUUAAUGUCAACAAGGCAUUUCCCACAAGGAGUAAAACUAUGUGAACAAGAAAGCACAAUAGACAGUAAAGAUUCAAACCAAAGUUUAAAGGAUGAAUAUAGGAGUCAAAAUCGUCACCAUAUUAUAGCUUCUUUUGGCCACUCAGGCCAUGCUGUUAGUCGUUUUACAUUUUGUUAUGUUGCAAGAAUGAUACUUAUCGCUUUUCUAUCGAUUAUAUUUUUAUGAAUAAAUUUCUUGCCUGAUUCUAUGAGAAAGAAUUUGGUCCUGUAGACUAGA
Molecule: messenger RNA, 1945 nt
Organism: Capsicum annuum
Lineage: Eukaryota; Viridiplantae; Streptophyta; Magnoliopsida; Solanales; Solanaceae
Product: piriformospora indica-insensitive protein 2-like
Exons: 2
Coding region: 482-1894 (470 amino acids)
Molecular function (GO): protein binding
Source: RefSeq, a predicted model, not a curated record